Tricharina praecox is the source of this 1335-nucleotide messenger RNA. RefSeq lists its product as uncharacterized. Gene Ontology annotation, biological process: cell wall biogenesis; fungal-type cell wall organization; (1->6)-beta-D-glucan biosynthetic process. Gene Ontology annotation, cellular component: extracellular region. The record is from RefSeq and is a predicted model, not a curated record. The coding region runs from base 105 to 902 and encodes 265 amino acids. The transcript has 4 exons. NCBI's taxonomy places the organism in Eukaryota, Fungi, Ascomycota, Pezizomycetes, Pezizales, Pyronemataceae.
CUCUUUCUCUACUGUACAACCGUGACCGACCGACAGACCAACAGAAGCUGUAUUCUUUUCCCCCUCUUUCUUCCACCUUCGCAUAACCACAAUCGUCUCCAGCAAUGCGCACCGCAACACUAUUAUCGGCCAUCGCCGGCGCCUUCCUCCUGCAAAUACCGGCGUCUCUCGCAGACGUUGAGAUCACAACGCCAGAUGCGAAGACUAAGUGGGUCGGUGGCAGCACGGUUGAAAUGAAGUGGCGCGACGAUAAGAAGGAGCCCAAGCUCGACCAGUUCGGCGCGUUCAGUGUGUACCUGUGUUGGGGGAGUAAUAAUGUUCCGAUGUGCGAAACGCCCCUCGGCUCCGUCGGCGCGAAGUUCUCGUCGUCCAUGGUAUCGACGAAAUUCCAGAUUCCUGCUGCGGCGGGCGGGAACGGCGAUGUCUACUUCAUCAAGAUGGAGACUGUCGCGACGACGGGCGGGUUCACGUGGAACUACAGCCCCCGCUUCACACUCAGCAAGAUGACGGGGACGUUUUCUUCCGCAGCGCAGCUAGAACAGGACAAGGGCGACACUUCCCCUCCCGCGGGCACUGACACCGUCGCCACGGGCGGCAGCGUCUCCGGCGACGCGGCGGAGUCGGCAAAAAUCCCGUAUACGCUGCAGACGGGCGCGACGAGGUACGCACCCAUGCAGACACAGCCCGCAAAGAGCAUCACCGCGAAGAAGGCUAGUAGACAGUAUCCGACCUCUGCGUAUACGGUGUAUAAGACGAGAGGACCGGACCCGAAUGUGAGGACGACGAUUACCCUGCCGUGGGAUUAUGUCGUUACUACUGCUAUCAAUACGGCGGCCCCCGCACCGGAUCCCCAGGACGAUGAUGAGGAUAUGCGGAAGUUCAUGAUGCGGUGGAGGGAUUGAGCUGAGCCGGGUCGGUGAAUGAAUGAGGUUUGGCGGUGUAGGAAUGAGCGGGAACCUUCGUACAUACCGUCGUCGCGUGGGCGGAACGUUCAGGGCAUGGCGUUUAGCUCUGUCACUAAUGGAAGUCUCUUUUCUUGUCUUUCUUGUCUUUCUUUCUUUCGCAGGGGCGUCACGAUAUGAUGUUUUUUUCUUCUCUUUCUUUCCAGCUUUCUUUACGGCGUAAGAUAUCAUACACAUGGAAGUCGCAUACGCUGGAAUCGAGUUUUGUAUUUAUGAUUGUACCAUGUACCCUACUGCACUACGGAAGUUGCGACGUUGGUGCCUGACAUGUGUCUGCCACGAUCGAAAUCUUGUGCAAGUCUGUCAUCUAUGUAGAUUAGAUUGGGUGCGGGUGGGAGUACCGGGCACCAUCCGAAACGAGUCUUGUCCUGCC